Messenger RNA from Colias croceus (clouded yellow), 5274 nucleotides. Its product is annotated as UPF0047 protein YjbQ. The transcript has 4 exons. The record is from RefSeq and is a predicted model, not a curated record. The coding region runs from base 213 to 710 and encodes 165 amino acids. Lineage: Eukaryota; Metazoa; Arthropoda; Insecta; Lepidoptera; Pieridae.
UCUCUUUCAUUUGACGACUGUUUCACUUUCCCGCAGAAAAUAGGGUGUCGAAUCUGUCCUAUAACCUCCGUUAUAUUUAUUACUAUUUAAAGAUCAAAAAUGUAUCAUUUAUGAUAAUUGUGGUUUAAUUUGUGUAAAGAUUGUGCUAAGUGAUGUUGUGUAAUAUCGUUUGUAUUCUUGCGGUCACUCUGUAGCGUUUUUAAAAAUUAAACAUGGCCUCGAACCGAGGAAUUCAGAUCGGAUCCGCGUGGUUCCAACGGAAACUGAAUUUGAGGCCACAGCACAGGGGCGUGCACUUAGUUACGGAAGAGAUCCUCAAGCAGGUGCCUGAGUUGUCGCAGUUUGCCGUCGGCCUUUGCCAUAUCCAAAUAAUGCAUACUUCGGCAAGUCUUGCGCUAAACGAAAGUUGGGACCCAGACGUUAGAGACGAUAUGGAAAUGAUGCUCAACAAAAUAGUGCCGGAGGGACUUCCUUACCGCCACUCGUGCGAAGGUCCCGAUGAUAUGCCUGCCCACGUCAAGGCAUGUUUCUUAGGCUCUUCGCUCACAAUCCCCAUAACAGAUGGCAAGCUAAACCUAGGAACGUGGCAGGGUGUGUGGCUCUGUGAACAUAGGAACCAUGCUGGAAGCCGAAAGGUAGUGGUAACACUGUCCGGGUGCCCGCGCGACUCGCCGCUGUCGCCCGUGUCGGCCGCGUCGUGCUCCAGUUAGGAGCGGGGGGGGGCCGCGACCCCCCACACGCAGUCCCACUCGCGGCCCUCCUCCAAGAGCACAAGGAGGUAAAUCCCCCUUUUGUACGCGCGCCUUUGGAUGGGAUACUGUCUUGUGACGAGGGACGAGGGACCCCGCCGUACCGCGUUCAGUGACUUCGGAAGUUUUUGUGUGAUUUCGGAAUUUCGUUUCAGUUUAAAUAAUUGGGAUGGGACGUGUUAAGUGUAUGAAGCAUUUAAUAUUGUGUGAAAAUUGUUAGGGAUUUUUCAGAAUUAUUAUUGUUUUAAUGAAUGCAUUUUUACUAAACUGGUGAAGUUUUAAAUUGAUUUGUAUAUAGUGUUCAAUAAAUUUUACGACCAAACUUAAAUGAUGGUCUGAUAGAAAAACGAUUUUUUUAUUUGAAUAGAGGAACAACAUCCUAUAAAUCGGUUAUAUGUAUCAUAUAACACCUGGUUUGGUGUUGGUCCACACCCGAAUGUAAAGAACGUUUCUGAAUUAUGGCAUUUCACCUUUUUAAUAAUCAAGUCAUCUGCUCCCGAAUAGCUACGGUAGAAACAUUUCGUCGUCCUCAUACUUCUCUCCUUUCGAGAGAUUGCGCUUGCAUAAUAUACCUCGCCAUUUGGCUGAGGUUUAUCUUGGCCUAAUAAUCGUUGCCCAGUAGAACCAACUCUUAUGUGAUAACUUUGUCUCCACAUUUUGCCUAGAAAAGGGCCCUCUAGUUCUUCUUUUGGGUUAACCAUUUUACUAAAGAUAUCAGAGGAGCAUAUGGCACUAUAACUGGAAAUUAUGAAGUUACUAGCGGUCCGCCCCGGCUUCGCCCGUGGUACAUAUUCACGUUUUCUCUACAUAAGAACCAUCCUCGAACUUCAAGGAAUAGUAUGAAAAAAGAAUUAACGAAAUCGGUUAAGCCGUUCUCAAGUUAUGCGCUUACCAACACAUUUUGGGAUUCAUUUUUAUAUUAUAAGAUUUCUGAUGCGCAAAUAUCGCAGCAUAAAACACUAGGAACUUGAAUCAUAGUUAGCCAUUAUAUCAACCAUAUUUGUGACCGUUUUUAUAGAAUUUUGUUCCUUUAUCAAAUUAAUGUUCCUUAUUAAUUGUUAAGAUGCAUUUGUUGCCAUUUAAAUUAAUUUUUAUUGAUAUGUUAAAUUUAAAUAUCUCCUUGGAGAUGAUGAAAUUGCCAAAUAAUGAAAUUUCUCCUCCUCCCUAAACUUUUUACAGGAUUGUGAUCACGUAUCCAAAGAAUUGUUUAAAACGCAAUUUACCCAAUAACUUGUGUCAAAUAAAUUGUUAAUUGUAAUACGCAACUGUAAAAUAGCUUUCGAGAAGUCCCACCGAAUCGUUGAAAGUACGACGGAUUGUAUUCCGUGUAAAGGCGCUUACCUAGACGUUAGUUCUUAUUCUUAUCUUCGAGCGACAAUAUGUACAUAAGAUUAAUAUUUUGUAAAGCUCUGCAUGGCAGUUUGAACAGACCCGUUACGGUAGGCUGCUUCAGAAUUCAUACACAUUUCAUAGUUAGAAGUGGAACAGUCUUAUUAUUGAUGUAUAAACUCGGUUUCGUGAAGGUCAAACGUGUUAAACUUGUACAAAAGUAACCAAGUUUAUAUUAAAUGAAAUAUGCAGACUCGUAUUCAGCCGCGCGUAUUACUGCAGAUGUACGACACAAUAAAACCCUUUAAUUUCUUUAAACUUUCUAUAGGAAUUGAAUUUUAAUCGAGCACAAUUCCGCCUCACGUUCUCUGAUGAAGUGCCAUGCAAAGCGGUAACCUAUUGAUGUUAAGUUCAGUGUUAACUGAACCCGUUGUAAUUGUACAUAAUUAUGUGCAACAAUUUUAAAAUUAUACAUAAUUGUUGUUUUGUUAUUGCGAUGUGUCGAUAUGUACAUAAUCACGCGUGGACGUGGACAUUCCGCUUGUAGGUUCGGUUGAGGUCGAUGUGCUAUCUACUUUUAUCUUUAUCGUAACUAUGUUUAGAGUAUGACUUUCAGGUGUAUUUGUUUAUAUUAUAAUAUGACUAUUUUUCACUAUUGCACUUGUUCAGAUAUUUUCAACGCUCACAGGGAGACACAAUAUUUUUAUCAUGUCACUAUCUUAGAAGUUUUAUAUCGAAUCGAACACUCAUUUUGCAACACCAACUUCGUACGUAAUCGCACCGGUUAAUGGUCAGUCGACGUAAGUUAAGGGCUGAGUUUAGGUUAUUUAGGUAUUUGUACGUCUACGAUAGCUACCUUCUUUUCCGACAUUAGGUUAGAUCUCGUAACGAUUAGUACGUGAAACAUGUCCAUAGCUUUAAAUGUGUCACAUCCGUUGUAUCAACGGCUCCUUCCCGGGAUGACAAUGAGCUACAUUCGGUACCACUAGUUAGACGUAGUAUAUCAAUUACUUUUAAGAUCAUGUAAGUGCCUCGGAUUUAUGGGGUGGUUAUAUAAUUCAGUUGCAGACGCGUGUGGGCUCCGUAUCGGAGAUUCGUUGGAUUUGAUAGACUCGACUGAAUGAACUCUGCUUCCUCACGAUUCGUUAUUUUAAUUCCUUUGACAUUCAAUUCGACAUUGGCUUCUGCUACGAUUUUGGUUGAAACGUUCGUUUGGGCGUCAUAUAUUAAAGGCGUAUGUGUAUAGUUGUAUGUCUUCCUAUGUAAGUUCCAUCAUAAAGUCAAGACUAGUAUAUCUAAAGAUAUUGUAUCCGGUAUUCAGUAUAUGUGAACGGUAUUAGGGUAUUCGACACUCAUUGACACAAUUUAGACUAUUUGAAGUAUAUAUAGGAGGCUUCGAUUCGAAACCUUGGGCGGCAUAGUGAAAUAUAGACAAAUAUAUAGAUUUUAUGGAAGUAUAGAUGUAUGGUUUUGUACGGAUUGACGGUAGUUGGUAAUUUUAAAGGACAUUUUUCCGAAAGGAUUGGAGAACAUACGGACGGCUUCGAGUUGGUUAUGUUGCGUUCUUACGAAUAUUACUGUAUUGCACAAUCACACUGAAAACUUAGUUAGGAUUUUAAAUUAUAAAUAUUAGGAUACAAUUGCUUACUAUAAGCGUCGCUGGCUGUGGAACAGCUAGCUCAAACGUUCUUGUUUAUUUCAGUGGUACAAAGGACGUUAUAUCAUUAUGGAGUAAUACUUGGGCACACGUAGAAUGGGAAUCGGUACGGACAUAGGUUUUACAAUUAUUAUGUUCCUUGACUAUAACAUUUUUUGUUGCUCGUGGUGUUCAAAGGGUGGUUUUUCCUAUGCGACUCGAGGAGUAUGAAAUAUACGCACAAUCGAUUGGGACUGUGGUCAGCUUGGGGCUGGUGUAGCGGUUUUUAUUAAUGACUUAAUUAUUUUAAUGGUCGAAUCAUGACUUCACAUUCCUUUAAUACAUACAUAUAUUAUUAUUUCGGAAAUUAUUGGGUUUAAAUUUUUUUAUCAUACUUUAGCAGAUUAAGCUACUUUCCAAUGCUUAAUGGUUCGUUCGUCAUUUUAUUUUUAAUAGUGUUGUUGUUUUUAUUAUUUAUUAAGAUCCAUUUGUUUUUAUUGUGUAAGCACAAUUGUUAUUUGUACGGAUAGAUUGUCAUAACUGUAGGAUUUGGGUGUAGCGUCGGGGAUGGCUAAGUGCUUUCUUAAUAUCUGUAAAUAUUUUUGCAUUAAUAUAAAAUAAACAUUUAUCAAUGUACAUAUAGUGUUUCACAUGUAUAAAACGUUCGAAUGUAUGUGUGUUAGAUUUGCCACUGCCAGAAAAUAAGCCUCUUUGUAAUACGACCUUUUGAAUUAUGGUUUGGCACGUUAUUGUCAAUUUUAUGUGUUUUACAUAUGAUUACAUUGUAAAGGGUAGGUUUGUAACGACGCGACUGGUUCGCUUUUAAUCACGUGACUAGUUUACGCUUCUAUUUGUUACGUUGUUAUUUUUAACAUUCCUUUACAUUUGGAAAUGUUUAGUACGCUCCGGGGCGUCCUUGUUUUGUAUUAGCUUGUAUUGUCCCGCCAGGCUGUUUUGUAACAACGAAUUCCUUAGUCUACCCUAGUUAUUUGAUUGCUAUUCAAUAAUCAUGCUUUUAGGAAUUGUCCAAUGUUUGAUAUCAACCUAUGUACAAUCAUCAUUUUGCUAUGUAUUACAUUAUAUCAUUUUUAACCAUUUUACUAUUAAGUGGAAAUAAUAAUUUUGGACUUAUAUUAAAAUAUACGAAAAUACGUCUAGUUAAUGGUAUGAAAUAUUCAAUAUGAACGAUAUUAUUUGUAUUUCUUGGAUACAUUUUAUAAAUUUGAUUAGAACACGAAAUAUUCAAUAAGGGCACGAAAUUUUUUUCUUGAUAUUAUGUAAUUAUAUAAGCAAUUGUUUUAACUGUUAUUGCACAUAGGAAAAUGAGGUUGUAAUAGUUAAACACGAUGAAAGACAAAUAAUUUGUGUGUAUAUUAUUUAAGACGAUUAUGACGUUUAUACCAAAUGUAAUUGUACAGUGAUUUCACCCUCAUCAGUUGUUUUUUAAGCUCACAUAAGUGACGGACCGUCACGAUAAAACUUAAUUGUAACAUAUAACUUGUACAAUAUAAAUAUUAUAGAUCCACAAUUAUGAAAGAGAUUAAAUAUUUGCAAAAGUUA